Messenger RNA from Pterocles gutturalis (yellow-throated sandgrouse), 654 nucleotides. RefSeq names its product transmembrane emp24 domain-containing protein 11-like. The coding region runs from base 1 to 654 and encodes 217 amino acids. Lineage: Eukaryota; Metazoa; Chordata; Aves; Pterocliformes; Pteroclidae. Gene Ontology annotation, biological process: Golgi organization; endoplasmic reticulum to Golgi vesicle-mediated transport; intracellular protein transport. The record is from RefSeq and is a predicted model, not a curated record. The transcript is spliced from 5 exons. Gene Ontology annotation, cellular component: endoplasmic reticulum-Golgi intermediate compartment; COPII-coated ER to Golgi transport vesicle; Golgi apparatus.
AUGAAAAAACAUUUAAUAGGAUUUCUUAUGAACUUUUGGAUUUCUUUUUCACUUGCUUUAUAUUUUCACAGUGGAGAAAGAGAAGAGAAAUGUAUAAUUGAAGACAUUCCCAGUGACACGUUGGUAAUUGGGGUAUACAAAGUGCAACGUUGGGAUAUACAUAAACAAGAUUUUCUUGAAUCUGCUCCUGGUUUGGGAAUGUUUGUGACUGUCACAACUCCUUUUGAUGAGAUCCUCUUGUCAAAACUGUAUGGGCCACAAGGAACGUUUUCUUUUACAUCCUAUCUAUCUGGGGAGCAUACUAUCUGUUUACAGUCUAACUCUACAAGAUUUGUGGCAUUUGCAGGAAGUAAACUGCGUAUCCAUUUGGACAUUAGAGUUGGAGAACAUUUUUUGGAUGAAUCUGUUCUUCAAGCCAAAGACAAAGUGAAUGAAGUUAACUUUAGACUAGAACAUCUAAUUGAGCAAAUUCAUCAUAUAGCGAAAGAACAAAACUAUGAAAGAGAGCGUGAAGAAAAAUUUCGGAAGACAAGUGAAGAAACCAACAGCAAUAUUUUAUGGUGGGCUAUUGUACAAACAUUAAUCCUCAUCUCCAUUGGAAUCUGGCAAAUCAAAUCUCUCAGAGAUUUUUUUAUAUCUAAGAAGCUUGUUUAA